AUGGCCGCCUCAUUGAACCGAUCUCUGCUGCGUUCGGCAGUCCUCGCCAGCCGAUCGUACGCUUCCUCCUCUACUGCCGCGGUCGCACCGCUCCGCUUCGCCACCGCUGCGCCAUCGACAACGCUCUACAACGCGCGACUCUUCUCUUCUUCAAUCGCGCGCUCGCUGGCCACACCCCAGACCGGCCCCACGCAGGUCGCCCCCUCCGCGCAGCCUCCUUCCCCAGAGAUCACCCAGACGGCGACCUACGACGCGUCUGCGGAGCAGUCGCAAGUUCGUGAUGCGCCUGUCUACCCAGACUACUCCGUCGGCCCUUCUGCGCUCGACAAGGCCGGCCAGCUCUUCUUCUUCACCGAGAUCCUUCGCGGCAUGUGGAUCGUGCUGGAGAACUUCUUCCGCCCACCGUACACCAUCAUGUACCCGUUCGAGAAGGGACCGCUCUCGCCACGAUUCCGAGGUGAGCACGCCCUCCGUCGUUACCCUACCGGUGAGGAGCGCUGCAUCGCAUGCAAGCUGUGCGAAGCCAUCUGCCCCGCCCAGGCCAUCACCAUCGAGAGCGAACCCCGUGAGGACGGCGCUAGGAGGACCACCAGGUACGACAUCGACAUGACCAAGUGUAUCUACUGCGGCUUCUGCCAAGAAGCCUGCCCGGUGGACGCCAUUGUCGAGACGCAGAACACAGAGUACUCGACCGAGACCAGGGAGGAGCUGCUGUACAACAAGGAGAAGCUGUUGGCCAACGGCGACAGGGCCGAGGCGGAGAUCGCGGCCAACAUCUGGGCUGACCACCUGCAGCGCUGA
Molecule: messenger RNA, 801 nt
Organism: Kalmanozyma brasiliensis GHG001
Lineage: Eukaryota; Fungi; Basidiomycota; Ustilaginomycetes; Ustilaginales
Product: 4Fe-4S binding domain protein
Exons: 1
Coding region: 1-801 (266 amino acids)
Biological process (GO): mitochondrial respiratory chain complex I assembly; mitochondrial electron transport, NADH to ubiquinone
Cellular component (GO): membrane
Molecular function (GO): NADH dehydrogenase activity; 4 iron, 4 sulfur cluster binding
Source: RefSeq, a predicted model, not a curated record